AUGGAUCAGAAUUUGAGGGAUGCUUCUGAGCAAGGAAACGUUGACGGCUUGUACUCGUCGAUUGCAAGAGACCCAAAAGUUUUGGACAAGAUCGAUGAGAUUCCGUUUGUUGACACCCCAUUACACGUGGCUGCAGCUGCUGGACAGACCCAGUUGGCGAUGGAGAUGAUGAUGUUAAAGCCAUCAUUUGCUAGGAACCUUAACCCAAAUGGCUUCACCCCCUUGCUCCUUGCUAUGCAUACUAACCGAAUCCGAUUGGUGCUCAAGCUACUUAAAAAUCAUAAGGACCUUGUCUGCGCGCAAGGAAGGGGUGGUAUGAAUCCUUUACAUUAUGCAGCUCAAACAGGAAACCUCGCUCUAUUGGUUGAAAUUUUAAGAGUCUACCCCAAGUCGAUUGAAGUUGUGACAAGUCAAAGUGAGACUGCUCUGCAUGUUGCAGUGAAAAACAACAUGUUAGAUGCUUUUCAGCUCCUGGUUGGAUGGCUUCGGCGAGCCUGGUUUAAAAAUGCGGGAUACUGGGAGAAUUGGAUGCUGACUCGGAGGGAUGUGGAUGGUAACACUGUGCUGCACAUUGCAGCAUCCAAAAAUCAACUCCAGGUAGUAAGGUGGUUAUUGCCUUGUAGAAAUUUUUUUGAUAUAAACGCCAAGAAUUCAGAGGGUCUUACUGCUCUGGACAUGGUGGACAACCAAGAGAUGAGGAAUAUUCUAUGCUGUGCCCAAGCAAAAAGUGCUUCAUCUCUUCCUACGUUUGCUUCUUGGGCAGAUUACUUCAGAUCUCCUAUCAAAAUUAAGGAGAUGUUAUUCGUAUAUCUCUUUCGUCAGAGAAUGCGAAUGUCAAAUGACAUGCGCAAUAUGUUGUUGGUGGUUGCUGUACUGCUUGUAACAAUCGCCUACCAAGCAGUACUCAGCCCCCCUGGAGGAUUUUGGCAAGAUAACUACAUUCCUGGAACCAAUAAUCAGUUCAAUAUCACAGCCACUACCAACGCUACUAAUGAAGUCAAUCAAGUCCCACAUUGGGUGGGGACAAUGAUAUCAAGGGAUAAGAUUCCUGAAUGCACGGGAAAUCAAAUCCUCUCCUUGCCUAUAAAUACAGGUCAUGUUAUCAAAGCAAAGUUCAAAUCAUUCGUGCGUUGGUCAAAUCGAGCUUGUUGGGCGUGCCACGUCAUUUUACAGAAAACUGUGCCUGAACAGUUUGGCGCAGUCUGUGGGAACUUCGAUUUUCAUCAGUUCUCUACUAAUCCAAAAUGGUGA
Corylus avellana is the source of this 1251-nucleotide messenger RNA. The record is from RefSeq and is a predicted model, not a curated record. NCBI's taxonomy places the organism in Eukaryota, Viridiplantae, Streptophyta, Magnoliopsida, Fagales, Betulaceae.